UUUGUUGAAGCAAUAUGUAGUAAAUAUGAUUAUUGUAAAACAAACUUUGACAAUAGUGGUGACACUAGGCGAUAGAAGAAUGAACAGAAAUGAUUGAGAUAAUGUGCAGUUUUUAAUCUCAUUGUAGGUAAAUAUUUUUGGAAUGAAAAGAAAUUUCCAAAGAUGUUUUAAGAAUUAUAUCAUCACUGAAGCAGUGAAAUCAAUAUGGGUUGGAACAAUAUUUGGAAUAUUUUCUCUUAUAACUCCUUUUGCAAUAGCAUGGUUAAAUCCAUUAUAUUUUUCAAGCCAGAAUGCUUAUCCAAGUGGUGCAGAUGUUUAUUUUUAUAUUAACAAAGCUUUGUAUUUAAAGGAUGUCAUAACAUAUCAAACAAGCUUUUUAAAUGAUUAUAAGUCUUUAGAAAACCAAAUAUAUACAGAACCUAUUCCAAGUUUAUUUACUGCUCUUGCAAUGAUUAUAUUUAAUAGGUUUGGAUCUCCACUGUGUAUCUUUCGUUGUGUUAUUGUUUUUCUUGUUUCACUUAUUCCGUUAACAUUGUAUCUUGGAGUUUACCGAAUGGUUUUUUCUCAAACACAAGGAAUUUUUGUUGCAUUGUUGUUAUUUUGUAUUAAUAGUAAAUUUCAAUUUGGAUUUGAACUCAAUGCUGUUUUUCUUCAAGGAUUAUUUAAUCAACUUUUUGGAAUGGUCGUUGUUCCGAUAACAGUUUCAAAAAUGUAUAAUCAUGGUAUGAAUUGGAAAAAGAGUAAUCAGGAUACAUCAGCGCUAUACUUGUGUCUUAUUUACUGUUGCCAUAUUCCGUCUGGUAUAAUUUGUUCCCUAGCUUCACUUUCAGCAUUUAUCACAUUUUUUAUAACAAAGGAGUUCAAAUUGUCAAAUUGUAUAUCUGCUGCUAUGAGGUUUUUGGGUCUUCACAUAAGAGUUGUAUUGUAUUUAUCUUGGUGGAUUGUUGCCACAAUUAUUUCAUAUCCUUACUUAAAAUCAUCUUGCCAAGAAACAAUACACUCUAUUUCUCAUCUCAUAAAUAUUGUCAUAAAUGGAAGUUUAUUUGGUGAUAAAAAUCACUUUUUCUGGUUUACAUCCUUGGUUCUUAUAGGUUUAUUUACUACUCUAAUAGAUUUUUGUUCUGUUUUUAAAUUAAAGAAGUUUUCUAUUAAUAAUCAAUAUUAUUCUGUUUGGUUGUUUCUUAUGACAUUUUUUGUUGUCUUAGCAUGUUUAUCUAAUUUAUUUUUAACAUUAAAUAAUUUUGUAUUUUUAAUUCAUUUUUGUGGUUUACUUCUUGCUUCAACUUCUCUUCAGUUAUUUUUUCAAGUUUUUUACAAAUUUGUUGCUUUUACAAGUCUUUUUAAAGCUCUUUUUAUCUUGAUAAUUUCGAGUGUUUCCAUAAAACAUUUUACUUUAACAAUAUCUGAAAAUGUAUUAACUGAGGGAAAUGAAAAUUUUCAAAAUGCUUUACGCGCUUUACAAAAUGAAAGUACUCAUGGAAGAAUUUUUAUUCAUGAAAAGUUAGGUACUGGUGAUCCUUGGGAUAUUAUUAAUAUACCAUCUCUAACAGGAAAACUUGGUGUUUUGGAAAGUUGCCAUGACUCAAGCAACAAUCCAGUGUCUUACUAUCUUGACAUGGUUGCACAAAAUUCUGUUGCAGAAAAAUUUGAGAAUUUUUUGAGGUUGUAUAAUAUAAAAUAUGUAGCUGGAUAUUCAUCAUUUAUUGAAAAAAAUUUCAAUCAUAUUGCUGAUCUAGAGCAUGUUAUUAAAUAUGAUGAUUUUGAGAUAUUAAAAGUAUAUGAAGAUGAAGAAAAGUAUGGUUUCUUCAGCUUUGUUCAUUUGCCAGGAUAUGUUGAUGGUAAUAAAAAAAAUUUGCAUCAAGCUGUUGUUCAGUCAUUAGAUUUGUAUUCUCAAAAUUUAUUGUUGUAUUUGAAUCCAAGGCGUAACUCUGCUAUUCGAAAGCAAAAUGUUUUAGUGAUACAGACAGUAAGUAAAAGAUAUUUUGGCAACACUAUAUCAAAUUCACCUGGUUCUAUAGUUAACUGGAAGUUGAAUGGUCAAGGUAUAGAUUCUAUUGAGGCAGUUCAAUACUUAGAAAAUAUUUUUGCUAAUAUGCCACUUUAUUCUACCGUAAUUGAAGAGAAAUAUACUUACAAAGAUUAUCAUGUGUUAGUUCAAGUGAUGCAGCCAAGCUCAAAGGUUGAGCUAAUGGAACAUCUUCUAUUCAAGUUUUCAUACCACCCAUUUUGGCAAUGUGUUUAUAUACCGGUAUCAAAUACGUACCGUUUACGUGAUUAUGACUCUAAUCGUUUUCUUAUUAAUCGAACAUUAACUGCUGUGCACCAUGUUACUCCUAACUUAAUGGCAAUCACUUUACCUGAAGGCCGGUUCCAUGUUAUAUUAUUUUUCCGUAUUCCUGGUAUCUUAAAAAUUGCAGCACUAAUUUUUAUAGGAGUUGUUUUAUGCAAACUUUUCUAUUUUUUAAGUUGUGCGUUAUUUGCAAUAACAAAACAAAAAACUAACAACAACAAAUAAAAUUUAGUUUUGUGUUUGCCAUUUUUUUUGUCUAAAUCAAUUAACAAAUCAGCUAGUUGCUAAGUUACUCAAUCAGAUUUGCUGAGCCUUUAUAUCGUUUUUAUAUGUACCAGGUUUUAAUAAUACGUUUAAAUUUUUUUCUGUUUUUUUGUCAAAUAUCAAAAAUUUAUGAAUUUUGUACGAAUGUAUUUCUACAUUCUAAAACUUAUCGUUUUGACUACGGUUUGCUGUUGACUAUCGAGCUAAUUUAUUUUAUACAUGUAUUAUUUGUAAAUAGUUAUAGUAAUAUAAAUUAAUUGUAAAUAAAUAAUUAUUUAUAAAUAAAUUAUUA
Molecule: messenger RNA, 2846 nt
Organism: Hydra vulgaris (swiftwater hydra)
Lineage: Eukaryota; Metazoa; Cnidaria; Hydrozoa; Anthoathecata; Hydridae
Source: RefSeq, a predicted model, not a curated record